GAAUUCCAGGCUGCUGAGACUUCCCUCUAGAAUCCUCCAACAUGGAGCCUCUUGCAGCUUACCCGCUAAAAUGUUCCGGGCCCAGAGCAAAGGUAUUUGCAGUUUUGCUGUCUAUGGUUCUAUGCACAGUAACACUAUUUCUUCUACAACUAAAAUUCCUCAAACCUAAAAUCAACAGCUUUUAUGCCUUUGAAGUGAAGGAUGCAAAAGGAAGACCUGUUUCUCUGGAAAAGUAUAAAGGCAAAGUUUCACUAGUUGUAAACGUGGCUAGUGACUGCCAACUCACAGACAGAAAUUACUUAGCACUGAAGGAACUGCACAAAGAGUUUGGACCAUCCCACUUCAGCGUGUUGGCUUUCCCGUGCAAUCAGUUUGGAGAAUCGGAGCCCCGCCCGAGCAAGGAAGUAGAAUCUUUUGCAAGAAAAAACUACGGAGUAACAUUCCCCAUCUUCCACAAGAUUAAGAUUCUAGGAUCUGAAGGAGAACCUGCAUUUAGAUUUCUUGUUGAUUCUUCAAAGAAGGAACCAAGGUGGAAUUUUUGGAAGUAUCUGGUCAACCCUGAGGGUCAAGUUGUGAAGUUCUGGAGGCCAGAGGAACCCAUUGAAGUCAUCAGGCCUGACAUAGCAGCUCUGGUUAGACAACUGAUCAUAAAAAAGAAAGAGGAUCUAUGAGGAUGCCAUUGCAUUUCUAAUAGAACAGAGAAAUGUCUCCAUGAGUGUUUGGUCUCAUUUUAAACACUGUUUUUUUGGAGGCAGUAUCUUGCUCUGUCACCCAGGCUGGCGUGCAGUGGUGCAAUCUCAGCUUGCUACAACCUCUGCUUCCUUAAAUGUGGCAAUGAAGGAUGAUUUUUUUUAAUGUUAUCUUGCUAUUAAGUGGUAAGGAAUGUUCCCAGGAUAAAGAUGUUACCCAAAGCAAAAAUCAAGAGU
This is a messenger RNA of Cebus imitator (Panamanian white-faced capuchin), 926 nucleotides long. RefSeq names its product glutathione peroxidase 8 (putative) (gene GPX8). The record is from RefSeq and is a predicted model, not a curated record. Gene Ontology annotation, biological process: response to oxidative stress. The coding region runs from base 42 to 671 and encodes 209 amino acids. Gene Ontology annotation, molecular function: glutathione peroxidase activity. Lineage: Eukaryota; Metazoa; Chordata; Mammalia; Primates; Cebidae. The transcript has 3 exons.